GGAUGGAAGGAGGCAAAACCUAGUGGGAAUGAGAAGCAGUUUUGUUGGGACAAUUUUCUAUCCUCAGUAACCUUGCGGUUGAUUGAUGAUAUGAGAUUACAGUUUCUCAAUUUAUUAUCUUACAUUGAAUUUGUUGACAAGUCCAGGGGUCCUAAUGCUUACAACCAGUACAGUCAUGAUUUGGAGAUGGUUUGUGUAAUCCUUUGUGCCGGGCUCUACCCUAAUGUUGUUCAGUGCAAAAGAAGAGGAAAACGGACGGCGUUCUAUACGAAAGAAGUUGGGAAGGUUGACAUCCAUCCAGCUUCUGUCAAUGCCCGGGUUCAUCUCUUCCCUCUGCCUUACAUGGUAUAUAGCGAAAAGGUGAAAACCACCAGCAUCUAUGUUAGAGACUCUACCAACAUUUUAGAUUAUGCCCUGCUUCUGUUUGGCGGUAAUCUUCCCCGGCGAAAAUGGCGAGGGCAUUGA
Molecule: messenger RNA, 465 nt
Organism: Arachis duranensis
Lineage: Eukaryota; Viridiplantae; Streptophyta; Magnoliopsida; Fabales; Fabaceae
Product: DExH-box ATP-dependent RNA helicase DExH1-like
Exons: 2
Coding region: 91-465 (124 amino acids)
Source: RefSeq, a predicted model, not a curated record